Molecule: messenger RNA, 2600 nt
Organism: Odontomachus brunneus
Lineage: Eukaryota; Metazoa; Arthropoda; Insecta; Hymenoptera; Formicidae
Product: vesicle transport protein GOT1B
Exons: 4
Coding region: 531-953 (140 amino acids)
Biological process (GO): retrograde transport, endosome to Golgi; endoplasmic reticulum to Golgi vesicle-mediated transport
Cellular component (GO): endoplasmic reticulum; membrane
Source: RefSeq, a predicted model, not a curated record
AAUUCAUGAUUGAUGAAUUUAUGAAACAGUUUUUUUUAACAACAAUUAUUUUUAAACCUAACAUACUAGAGGUUGAAAAUCUGUAGUUAUAUGAGAUCGCAGCAUAUAUGUACAUGUGUGUGUGUACAUGAUAACGAUUAAGAGGUCGGGACUAAUCGGGAUAAAUCGUGUCAAUCAAGAUUCUGGUUGAUAUUUAAAUUGAAGUUAUAGAGGUUAUAGAUUCCAAUUGUGUGUGGAUCCACAGUUAUUCAGUUGGUUUAUUUUCUAAGCAGUAGUUUCUCGCGAAAAUGAUAGAUAAUAGAAUAUAACAAAACUAAAGUGAUAGUCGAGUGAAUUUACUGCAGUACAAACGGCGCUCAUACAGAAAACUUGACAAAGCUUUAUAUGAUGUUGCACAGUGAAAUCGUGCCGCAUCAUAACCAAUGACGUGGAUAUAGGUUAGCUUUUUCUAUAAUCGUCACGGUAUCGUGCAAACAAAUAAAAUCGUCGAGUAUAUUGUGCGUGCUUCUUACAAAAGCCAUUUGUAAAUAAUGUUCGAAAUUACGGAUACACAAAAGAUUGGAGUAGGUUUGGCAGGAUUUGGAAUUUCCUUCUUGUUUCUCGGUGUAUUACUGCUGUUUGAUAAAGGCUUACUCGCCAUUGGAAAUCUUCUAUUUAUUUCGGGUUUGGCAUGUGUAAUUGGACCAUGGAGGACUUUAAAUUUCUUUUUUCAAAGACAUAAAAUGAAAGCUAGUGUCUCGUUCUUAGGAGGUGUUUUUGUGGUACUUAUGGGUUGGCCCAUUAUAGGCAUGAUUUUAGAGACCUAUGGUUUUAUACUGCUCUUCAGUGGUUUUCUACCAGUAGCAAUAAAUUUCUUACGAAGAGUACCUAUAUUGGGAACUAUACUAAACAUGCCUGGUCUCAGUCGGAUUCUGGAUAUGAUAGCAGGUGACUCUAAUAGAACAACUGUAUGAUAAGACCAUUCAUAUCUUUUUGCUUAUAUGUAUAUAAAAUGUUCUCAUGGUGUUCCAUCUUUUUUUUGUCAUUCCCAUUUUAGGAUGUCAGUUGUCAAAUUCAGAUCUUUGUACAAAAACGUAAAAUUAAUUUACCUCUUACAAUGCCAAUGUGUAAGAAAAUAUCAAUAAGUCUAGUACAAUUAAUUUAUGUUUGCAAUUAAUGUGAUUUGUGUGCUACCUGAUUACGUCAAGGAUGCGAUUGGUUAUGUAAAGCAUUCCAUAACUUUAUAUAUAUGAACUUUUUGUAUAAAUGACAAUUUGAAUUUUGUUAACUUGGCGAUAUUCGCAUCUAUAUAUUGGUUGAAGUUGAUAGUGGCCAAAAGCAUAUCCUUUUCUUGACCAGGUAUUUAAUAAAUGUUUACAGUGAGAUAAUAAAUGAAUGUGUAUGUGUUAUAUAUUAAUAAGAAGUUUUACAUAUUGAGACAGAUGUAUUACCUUAUACAAAAUCCUCUUAUAAGUUUCCAAGGAAAUCAGAAUUUUCACACAUAUUCAGAAGCACAUGUCAAAUCAAUACUAGUCUUGAAUUGAAAAUUGAAAUACACAUGUAUCUAUCAUCUACAAGCCUAAUCUAAAACUUUACACUUUAAUUAAAUCUAUAAUUCAAUGAGAAUUUGAUUCAAACAUACUAUGAAGAAGCCAACUCAAAAUUUUUUUCUUUAAUCAAAUUCUCAUUAAUUUCUAGGAAGGAACAAGAUUCCGAAUGUAUGAAAUUUUAUAUCAUUUUUAUUGAUCUGCUGCUUCCCCUGCAUCUGCAUGCAUCCUAACAUGAACAGAUUAGAUGCAUACAUUCUGAGUAACGUUUUUCUUCUUACACAUAGUCGUCUGAAGUGCGAAAUUAAAUUAUCGUCUAUCGAAGUUCGACAGACUGGUUGAUAUUAUCAGAAAAUGAGAAGUUUAUUACUUAUGAAUUAUCUACAACGGGCCGAGAGUAAGGCGGGGGGCGGCCCAAGCUACGCGCCCCGCCAUCGCCGUAAUGACGUCGUCGUCGCGCGUCCGCCUCUCUCACUGACUUCACGUGCGCUGACUCAGAUUUCUCUAGGCAAUGAUACUUUCGAUACUUAGGCUAUGUUUCAAAAUCACUGACAGCGCUCAAAAUCUAUAGUAUAUUUAACUACAUAAAUUAUAGUUUUUCAGCGCUGGCAGUGAAUGUUGGAACGCAGCCUUAAUAUUGCAAUUGGCCUAUUUAUGGAACGUUUUCAGGUAAUCGUGAUCACGAUUUUUGGUUGUCGUGACUUGCUCGAACUUGACAAUUCUACUUGUCUUUUUAAUUCGUUCUCAACUGUAGUGUAAUAUGAAAAUACAGCACGUAAUGCCUGUCAGCCGCUGCGGGAAAAUACUGAAUCCGGCAAUAAAUUAAGCAGAUUCUCUUCUAUGUUUUUUCUUUUUUUUACCUUUUUACGUUUACAAUUUCUGCCGAGUUUCAUGCAUUUUACGAGCUGCUACCGAACGUCCUCAGCCUGAAUUACUUGUUCGUUAGAACUGACAGCGAGUCUCAUUGUCCGUCAGUUCGGAAUUUGCUAUCAAAUCAGAUGGUGUAGGUAAUAAUGACGAUGUUUAUGUUCGAUGAAAGUAACGAGACGAGGAUCCCAUUUAGCAUUUUAAAGG